AACCUGCCCAGCUUGCUGGGUCUCGACUGGUUCCGAGUCUUGGGAAUGGGCAUCACCGGGGUUCACAGCGUCGGUGACAACCAGAAGGAUGAAUUGUUGCGGGAAUUCGAGGACAUUUUUCAAGACAGCCUGGGCAAGUACGUGGGGACCCCCAUUUCAUUCAAUUUAGACCCCCAGAUAGCUCCGAUUAGGCUAAAAGCAAGAAGGGUUCCGUUCGCGCUCAAACCCAAAAUAGAUAGGGAAUUAGACAAACUAGUAAACCAGGGAAUCCUAGUCCCAGUCGACCAUGCAAAAUGGGAGACGCCAAUAGUGACCCCAGUAAAACCAGACGGAUCUGUCCAUAUUUGUGCUGACUAUAAGGCAACGCUUAACAAAGCAUUGCAAAAGAGUGUGUACCCUGUCCCCAUCGUACAACAUUUGUUUGCACUCUUACCAGUUGACAACGAAACGGCCGAAGCACAGACAAUUGUCACACACAGGGGCGUUUUUAAAUGCGCUCGACUUCAGUUCGGAGUUAGUGUAGCCCCUGGGUUAUUCCAAAACCUCAUGGAACAGCUCCUACAGGGUCUACCAGGAGUAGUCCCAUAUUUUGACGAUGUGUUAAUAUCAUCCACAGAUUGGGGAGAAUUAAGGGUCAAAUUGUGGAAGAGGGGAUGGCCAAUGACACCAGGAGAACGAUUUAAACAGUUUACCAAAAAGCAUUCAGAACUGUCGGUACAAGGGGGGUGUCUGUUAUGGGGGGACAGAGUGGUUAUUCCAGAGAAAUUACGAGGGCAUGUUUUGGAACUAUUGCAUGUGGGCCACCCAGGGAUUGUGAGGAUGAAAAGCCUAGCGAGAAGGUAUGUGUGGUGGUCACAAAUGGACAAAGACAUUAGCGACCGGGUAGGGAAAUGCCAAGCUUGCCAGGAAUCAAGGCCACUACCCCCAACAGCCCCCAUAAGGGAAUGGGAAAAACCCCAGGGUCCUUGGUCUAGGAUCCACAUAGAUUUUGCCGGGCCCUUCCAUGGGCAAACCUUCUUAAUUGUGGUAGAUGCCUACUCGAAGUGGUUGGAAAUUAUACUCAUGAAAACCACAACAGCUGAGGCCGUAAUCACAGUAUUGCGGCGACUAUUUGUGACACACGGGCUGCCCGACACCAUAGUGUCUGAUAAUGGCCCACAAUUCACGGCCACUCAGUUUGAGGGGUACUUGGCCAGAGAGGGCAUCCGACAUGCCCUCUCGGCACCUUUCCACCCGGCGAUGAAUGGACUUGCAGAACGUUUCGUGCGCAGUGCC
Molecule: messenger RNA, 1275 nt
Organism: Ahaetulla prasina
Lineage: Eukaryota; Metazoa; Chordata; Lepidosauria; Squamata; Colubridae
Exons: 3
Biological process (GO): DNA integration
Molecular function (GO): nucleic acid binding
Source: RefSeq, a predicted model, not a curated record